Centruroides sculpturatus (bark scorpion) is the source of this 3817-nucleotide messenger RNA. Its product is annotated as monocarboxylate transporter 12-like. NCBI's taxonomy places the organism in Eukaryota, Metazoa, Arthropoda, Arachnida, Scorpiones, Buthidae. The transcript has 6 exons. Bases 2008 to 3708 code for a protein of 566 amino acids. The record is from RefSeq and is a predicted model, not a curated record. Gene Ontology annotation, biological process: transmembrane transport; monocarboxylic acid transport. Gene Ontology annotation, molecular function: monocarboxylic acid transmembrane transporter activity.
CCCUAUUAGUAUGACGUAACGGUCUUUAUCCUAGUGUUUUCUUUGUUUUAGAAACAGCUGACUGUAGUGUUAAUUCUGUUCUACGUGUAGUUUGUAUCUUUAAAUUAAUUAUCGUCGAUCCUUUGUUAACGUUCUUGAAACGAUUUUAUUUUCUAACCAAUAGAAACGAACUUUAAUCGCACCAUGUUAUUUAUUCUAAUUAUUUCAAUAUUGUUAUUCGUUUAUAAAUUCCAUAUUCUUUAUUCUGGAAUGUAGCCAGUUUGAACUACGUCUUUAUAGAUCGCUUGUUGCUAAGGUUUUUUAGUACAAUCGUAAAUAGAGUCAUUUUAUUAUUCAAUUACCUAAGGGUGAAAUUCCUUUAAAUCAAUCUUUCGUAACGAAUAUCCCAUAGAAACUUAAGUCAAUCGGAUAGAAAACUUUACACACCCUUACUCUCUACUAAAUUGUGCUGGUCUAAACACUUAUUACACUAAGUGUUUAACACAGAACAAUUGUAGCCCAGUAAUAAGUGUAAUAAGUGCUAAAUUUUGUUUAAUUUAAAUACAGAAUCCGAUGUUUUUCUACGCUUUUUCUAGUGUUUAUUAACAUAAAUUAGUCGAGUAUCUAUUUUUAGUUUUGCCAUUGGAAAAUUUUAGUUGAUUUACACUUCUGCGCGUAUUUCAGAAUAUGUAUGAGUCACAGCAAAACCAACCUGUCAGAUAGAAACCCCGUUUUAGACGAACGACCUAGCAACAAGCUACAAUUUUAUUUAAGUUCAUCAUCACUCGUUCCAUUUUCUAUCGAUUAUUUUUCAAAAUUUCAAUACACUUUUCCAUAAACUUGUCUUGUUUACUUUCUCUUAAAGCAAGGACAGUUCAAUUUGUUUGGUUUUUAUUAUUAUUUAUUUAUUUAUUUUUUAAUUUUUACAAGGUCUCGUUGUUGUCGACAACAAAAAUACCCAUCCGUCCUUUCGUUUGCUCGAUGUCAGUAAUGUCAAGGUUACUAAAAUAUGGGGCUAAGCCAAACCUCAAACAUUUACUCUAUACUCAAAUCUAUCUGUUUAAAAAAAAUGGCGGCGAUUUUUAUUCAAUACAGCUUCUAUUCUUCACCCUACAUCAUUUAAAAAUACGGGUAUAAAAUCUCCACGUAUGUUAAUUUUAUGCUUUUGGUCAAUGAUCUUUUCGUUGCAGGUUGCAGAUAUGAUCGAUAAUUCUCGGAACCAAACUGAAAUAGUAAACCUGAAUUAUGUCUUUUAUAAUAAUUAAAUAUAAACCUCACGAAUACAUUUUUAAAAUGAUUUUUUCCAUUUUUUUAUCACCUUAGAAAAGUCCCCCCCGCUCUAUAAAUGGUAUAAUAAAUUAACAGGUAUAAUUUACCUAUUUUAUUUUGCUAGGGUGUAGGGAAAAAUAUGUAUAAAAUAGUUAAUAUACGUGUUAAUUUUUGCGCUUUUCUUCGUGAAUUGCAAGUCAUUACGAGUGCGUUCAAGGUCGAGUAGUAUUCUUGAAUACAUCAUUUUGCAAUUUAGUGGGUUUUUCUAGAAAAAUCUGCCAAUCAUCCACCUUUACCCACACACACACACACAUAAAUACAAGCAAUUUAUUAACGUUCACUUCCGCCCUUAUAAAUAUUGAUCAACCCCUUAGCAACACACGUUUUUUUAAAGUAUGACAAUACGUGAUUUGUUAUUCGAUAUCUUCAAUACUUUGGAAAUUUUAAUAAAAAUAAAUAUAUUAAUAAAAAAAAAUUAAUAAACCCGGAACAAAAUUGAUGAGGGUAUCGUUCGUUUUGACGUCAUCGUAAAGCGUCAUCUUUAGGGAUGCAGCACUACUAAAUGGUGCUUUCCUGCAUAACAUCCGAGCUAUGAGUAGUAUGACAAAGAGAUUCUCCUAUUCGUUAGGAUGAAUAUAUAUACAUAUGUCAGCUAUUAUAAAAUGUAAAUGGUGAAUUGUAGAAGUAGUUCUUGCUGUUUUAAAAUUGCAAUAAGCCUGUUCACAAAGGAAUGUAGUGGCUGAAACAUUCCUUGUUAGGAUGAAGACGUCGAAACAACGGGAAUCUGCCGAACACUCCAGCGACAGCGAUGUCAGCAGGAGUGCUCCUCCAGAUGGAGGAUGGGGCUGGAUGGUGGUGUUUUCGUCUUUCAUGAUUCAUGUCGUUGCAGACGGCGUGACGUACACGUUUGGCAUAUUUUAUGGAGAGUUUCUUAAAUAUUUCGGUGAAAGUAAGGGAACAACUGCCUGGGUUGCUUCUAUUAUGGUCGGAACAACUUUUUGUAUUGGUCCAGUUGCCAGUGGUUUAACUAAUAAAUAUGGCUGCCGUGCAGUUACUAUUUUAGGCUCACUUCUAGCUACAAGUGGUUUAUUACUUAGUGUUCUAGCACCAAGUGUUGCCUAUCUAUAUUUUACAAUAGGCCUCUGUACAGGGGCCGGUUUUGGAUUGAUGUACUUACCUUCAAUCGUUAGCGUCACGUGCUAUUUUGAAAAGAAACGUGCCUUUGCCACCGGUGUUGCAGUAUGUGGCUCAGGAAUGGGAACCUUCGCUUUAGCGCCAUUGACAGAAUAUCUGGUAGAAUCGUACGGCUGGAAGGGCUCUAUGCUGAUCAUUUCCGGCUUAGUCCUCAACUGUUGUGUGUUCGGAUCUCUGUUUCGUUCAUUAGACACUAAACCAUCCAAAAAUCCAGAAAAAUUAGAAUGUAACGACGACUGGAGGUUACAGAAAGUACAACCGAACAACAACUAUUCAUUCCAGAAUCACGAAAUCGGAGGCAGCCAUUCGGAUUUGCACGCGAAAAGUAAUUUACCUCUAACCAGAUUUAAAUCGGAUAUAAUUCCAGAAGCGUUGGAAAGAGAACAUUCAUUAAAACAGAGAUCUCAUCUGGUACCCAACGGUGACAGCACCCCUCUGAUAAUGCAUAAGCAACAGAAUUCUGGUAUACUCUAUAGAAAAGAUAUCUUUUAUAGUGGAAGCUUGCUCAAUUUGCCAGAUUAUAAGUCCAAUCCAAACAUAUACAGAGCAAGCAUCGAUAUGUCUCAUCAGUGUACUAACGAAUCCGAAAAGCCAAACAGGUGUUGCCCCAGGGAGAUGACCGAUGCAUUCUCGGAAAUGCUUGAUGCUUCUUUAUUAAGAAACGUAAUUUUUAUAAUGUUUGGUUUGUCAAACUUCUUUACAAACAUAGGUUUUAAUGUGCCCUAUGUUUACACCAAAGUAAGAGCCAAUGCGCUCGGAAUUACCGACGAACAUACCAGCAUCUUGCUGUCCGUUAUUGGAAUCUCUAACACGGUGGGACGUGUUGCUUUGGGUUAUUUAUCCGACAGGAAGUGGGUUAAUCGUCUGUUUCUUUAUAAUGCCAGUUUAACAAUAUGUGGUCUAGCCACGGCUUUCAGUUGUUACUGCACAACGUAUACCACCCUCGUUAUUUACUCUGCCAUUUUUGGAGGCACCGCCGGAGCCUACGUCAGUCUAACAUCUGUCAUUUUAGUCGAUCUUUUGGGAUUAGAGAAACUAACAAACGCUUUUGGAUUACUUUUGGUGUUUGAAGGAAUCGCAUGCUUAAUGGGACCACCUAUAACAGGUUGGCUUUACGACGGUACAGGAUCGUAUGAUCCCGGUUUCUAUGUAUCCGGAUUUAUGAUAGCUUUAAGUGGUAUCAUGUUAUUUUUUAUACCUUGUAUCAAGACAAAAACCUGCCAGGAAACUCCCGCAAAUGACGAAGAGACUGCAACUUCGAUCUAAUUAUUUUCAUAUUGUGAUCUUUAUGCAUUUCUUCAUAUAUAUAUAUAAUAUAUAUAUAUAUUAAAAUAAUAUAGACUUUAAUGUUUUUACUCUGUUUAAUAUAUAAAAA